AUGAGCGGGCGGAGGAUAACCUUGUCCCAAUUAAAGUUCCAAUCAACCCAAAGUGACCGGGAAGACCGCCGCCAAGUGCGCGCGGAGUCCGCCGAAUGCUCCCGAGCCCACCCGAAGCGGGGGCGAUCGAUACCCCCCAACCCGCCCCCCGCCCCGCCACGUCCGGGGGGCAAAAGUCACGCUUUCGGCCGUCGAAAUCGGACCGGGCCCCUA
Molecule: messenger RNA, 213 nt
Organism: Iphiclides podalirius (scarce swallowtail)
Lineage: Eukaryota; Metazoa; Arthropoda; Insecta; Lepidoptera; Papilionidae
Source: the annotation of a GenBank genome assembly